This is a messenger RNA of Betta splendens (Siamese fighting fish), 6901 nucleotides long. It is a transcript of the gene mical2b, whose product is annotated as microtubule associated monooxygenase, calponin and LIM domain containing 2b. Bases 459 to 6074 code for a protein of 1871 amino acids. The transcript is spliced from 36 exons. Lineage: Eukaryota; Metazoa; Chordata; Actinopteri; Anabantiformes; Osphronemidae. Gene Ontology annotation, molecular function: FAD binding; protein binding. The record is from RefSeq and is a predicted model, not a curated record.
UUACUCUCAGGGGCUAAACUGAUAGUUUGCUUUCAGAUGAGAAAAGCCGAACUAAGAUCUAGUAUGUACAGUAGAAUUCUCCAAAAUGUGGCUUGGGAACCAGUAUUUGAGAUCGUUGCCCUUAGCAACAGGUUGUGUUCAUAACCCAUCUAAUAUUGACUGUCUUUGGCCAGCCGUGCACUGUGCUGUAGGAGUAUUCUGAGCAGGUUUUAUGUUGCAGAAUGGCAGAAGUGUUUGGGUCAGCACAUUUGAGUUAGAGGUUGGAACAACUGAGAGGCUUGUAGCCAGGCUAGCAUACUUAAUACAGGCAGUCCAAGGGGCUAAUCCUCAUUAGAACCUCUACUUCCCCAGCAUAUGAGGACAUGAGUCCAAAUGAGACUAAAGAACCAGCUAAACAUGUUGAUGCCCACAUCGUAGGUGACGUGUGCUCAUAGUAUCGGCAGGAGAGAAGAAAGCAGAUGGGGGAGACCGAGGAUGAACGGACCACUCAGGCCUGCCAGCUCUUUGAGAACUUUGUCCAGUCAUCGACCUGCAAGGGAACUCUGCAGGCCUUCAGCAUUCUUUGCAGGCAGCUGGAGCUGGACCCUCUGGACCACAGCAACUUCUACAACUCCUUGAAAGCUGCAGUCAGUACAUGGAAGGUUAAGGCUUUGUGGGUGAAACUAGACAAGAGGGCACAGCUGAAGGUCUACAACCAGAAUAAAGCCUGCCAGGGCACCAGGUGUCUGGUCAUUGGUGGAGGUCCCUGUGGCCUGAGAACGGCCAUUGAGCUGACCCUGCUGGGCUGCAAGGUUGUGGUGAUUGAGAAGAGAGACACCUUCUCCAGGAACAAUGUGCUGCACCUCUGGCCCUUCACCAUUCAUGACCUCAGAGGCCUCGGAGCCAAAAAGUUCUACGGCAAGUUCUGCGUUGGCUCCCUCGACCACAUCAGUAUUCGUCAGCUCCAACUCAUGCUGCUGAAAGUGAGCCUGAUUCUGGGAGUCGAGGUUCAUGUCAAUGUGGAGUUCAUCAAACUUUUGGAGCCAACAGCAGAGCAGACUGAUGAUGGCCGUGGCUGGCGAGUAGAGGUUCAGCCCUCCAGCCAUCCUGUCUCUGACUUUGACUUCGACGUGGUGAUUGGAGCCGAUGGGAGGAGGAACACCUUAGAUGGUUUCACUCGCAAGGAGUUUCGAGGGAAGUUGGCCAUUGCCAUUACAGCUAACUUUGUCAACAGGAACACAACAGCGGAGGCCAAGGUGGAGGAAAUCAGCGGCGUGGCAUUUAUCUUCAACCAGAAGUUCUUCCUGGAGCUCAGGGAGGAGACAGGAAUCGACUUGGAGAACAUCGUUUAUUACAAAGACAACACCCACUACUUUGUUAUGACAGCCAAGAAGCAAAGUCUGCUGGACAAAGGGGUCAUCCUAAAUGACUACAUAGAAACCGAGCGGCUGCUGAGCUCUAACAAUGUCGACCAGGAGGCAUUGCUUUCAUACGCGCGUGAGGCGGCUGACUUUGGAACAAACUACCAGCUGCCCUCCUUGGACUACGCCAUCAACCAUUAUGGACAGCCAGAUGUGGCAAUGUUUGACUUCACCUGCAUGUAUGCUUCAGAGAACGCUGCCCUGAUCAGGGAGAAACAUGGAAAGCACCUCCUGGUAGCACUGGUGGGGGACAGUCUCCUCGAGCCCUUUUGGCCAAUGGGCACAGGUUGUGCCCGGGGUUUUCUGGCAGCCUUCGACACAGCCUGGAUGGUAAAAGGCUGGGCACAGGGGCAAAGGCCUCUGGACAUACUGGCUGAGAGGGAGAGUAUUUACAGACUGCUGCCUCAGACCACCCCAGAAAACAUCAGUAAGAACUUUGAACAGUACACCAUCGACCCUGCUACCCGCUAUCCCAACCUUAAUUCCAGCUGUGUGCGCCCACACCAGGUUCGUCAUCUGUAUAUUGAUGGUCGACAAGACUCCUGUACCCUUGAAACUGGAAUUCCAACACGUAGAGCAGUCAACCUGUCCAGAAAAGACUCUGACGUGCGUCCUGGCCGCCUGCUGACCUGGUGUCAGAAGCAGACUCAGGGCUACAGAGGUGUUGAGAUCACCAACUUCACAUCCUCCUGGAGGAGCGGCCUGGCCCUGUGUGCUCUCAUGCACAGCCAGAGGCCUAAACUAAUUGAUUAUGAUUCUCUUAACGAGGAGGAUGUGGCCGUGAACAACCAGUUAGCGUUUGAUGCUGCUGAGAGAGAGUUCAGAAUCCAGCCAGUGACCACAGGACUGGAGAUGGCUGCACAGCCUGAACCUGACCAGCUGCUGAUGGUGCUCUACCUCUCCAAGUUCUAUGAAGCCUUCAGGAAUUCACCAGUAAUCAACAGUGGUGGAACAGUACCAGAUGAAAAUAGUGACGCAUUAUCAUGUAAAACCAACCACAACCAGCUGAACCUCCCGGCCAGGAAGAGGAUACCCAGGGAAGACAAAAAACUAGAAGAUGAUUCAGUAAACAAGAGAAGGCGAAAGGGCAACAACUACCUCGCGGAGUUGUCUUGUCACAGUGCUCCCCCUACUGGUGAGGAUGGAGAGCUGCGUGAGAAUAAAGUACGCUCCAUGGCGACUCAGCUGCUGGCCAAGUUUGAGGAGAACUCUGCAACAGCACAGAUUCACAGCAAGUCCGAGGGCCUAUUUGAUUCAUCCUCCUAUCCCCCCGAGUCUCCUUCCGCCCCACUCCCUCUUUCAGAUGAGGAGGAGACUGAGAAGGAGGAGACGGAAAGGGAAAAUCCUCGUUUUGCAAAGCCUAAAAACGCCCCGCCUCCUUCUCAGACCCGAGCACACCCAAAGUGGCAGCCUUCCAUCUACCUUCGCUUACUGGAGGACCCCAAUUCAGUGGAUCAGGAAGCUUCUUUCUCUUGUUCCAAAUCCUUGUUAUCUCAGAGCAGCUGCAGUCGUUCACUUUCCCCCUCACACUCUAACAGCCUGAUAAGUCCUCCGCAUUCACUCAGUCCUGCUGAACAUGACUGUGCAGAACGUCACUUCUCUGCCUCUCCUCCUCAAAGUGUUGAUCAUCUUACUCAGAACCCGGAGGAGGCUGUGCAGCAGGUGAUUUACUCUAGACUUUCAAACUUGCUGGUUUCAACAUCCUUUUUGAUGUUUCCUGUAAACUUUGUCCCCUGCCUGCUGUGUCUGCAGAGUAAUACUCCCAAAUUGUCUGCUAGAGAAUUUUCAAGGAGGACCAUAAAAGAGAGAGCUGCCCUGCUGACCUCCAUGUUUCCUGGCUCUAACAAAGCGCCCACAAUUCCUCUUUCUUCUCCCUCAGAUUCUCAGGUGGAAGCUUCUACCUCCUCUCCUUCCUUUUCUGUACCUCUUCCCACUGACUCUGUAUGCGAGAGCCCCACUGGCUUCCCUGUGGUCCACCCGGUCCCUGACCCCACUGCCCAGGCUGGUUUUUCCUUUGUCCCUUCUCCUCUGUACGCUGACCAAUACAAGGAUAGGAGUCAGGAAGACACCCCUCCUCUCUCAUUCUACACUGAUUUUGAAGAAACACAGCAUAAACCCUCUCUUGCUGAAUCCUCCACAUUCAAUGACCAAACAUCCACACAACCUGCUUCGCCUUGCUUUCACAAGAGCCAGGAGAUGUCCUCUUCCCUCUCUGACAUAAACUAUGCAAAUGGACACAGAUGCUCAGAAACAUCUUCCAGUCCUCUGCCUUUACUGAAUACAGAGAUGUACAACGGGAAACAUGAGAGUCCUCGAAAAAGUUGUGAAAGUGAACAGGUUGAUGGAAGUCCUCUGGAGGCAAUUGAUGAUAGAAAAUUAAAUGAGCAUGCUGGCAAACAGUGUAAUAGGAGCUGUGCUCUUCAGAACCCCAGAGAAACUGGCCAAAAAUCAGUAGUGCGCUGUGAGAGUUGUCCGGCUGGAGCCCCUAGUUACAGUAAAGAGCGUACAGUGGGAAAGGUAUCAUCAGCCAUAGAUGCUAAAGCUCAGAAACUGGCCAUCCUCUAUGAGACAGACCACAGGCCUAACACCAUGCCGAGCGUGGCACGUAAAGACUUCCCUCCAGGACUGUGUGGCAGUGACGUUUGCCACUUCUGUACCAAGAGGGUGUAUGUAAUGGAGAGACUGAGCGCAGAGGGCUAUUUCUUCCACCGAGAGUGUUUCCGCUGUAACGUCUGCAAUUGCACCCUCCGUCUGGGAGGACAUACCUUUGACUCACAUGAGGCAAAGUUCUACUGCAAGAUGCAUUAUCUCCAGCGCCUGUCCAGCACUCACACGAGCAGGUUCAGAAGGAGAAUGGAAGACCAAAGCAGUACCACACCCUCUUCACUGGACAGUGAGCGCUACUCCAGGACAGGCAGCCUUCAGAUCAAACCCUCAGGUGGAGCAUCUAGCUUGCAAUCAGAGCAGCACGAUAAGGGUCAAAAUGCAAUCUCUGAAGACACAGAAAUGGCUGUCGAUGCUCUGGAGGCUUCCUGUAUUUUGAAAUGCACAACACAAACCGAGGAAGAAGCCAAAGAUCACUGUAAGAGCAAAAAGAGUCAUAAAUGGAAAAGCAGUAUCCACUCACACUACUCUCGGCUCUUUAGGACUUUUCCAAAGAGUGCUUUACACGACCAAGAGGAAGCAGAGGAUGUCCCUGAAGAAGACCUUGUGCAAAUUGCAGAAAAGUGUAAAUACAAUGACACUACAGUUGAUGCAAAGAAACCCUCAGAGAGAAAUGAGACCAGUGAAGGAGACUCUGCUACUGUGCCAGCAGUCUACAGCUCGUCCACUCCAAAGAAACUCUUAAAGAUACCGCCUUCUAAGAAAGAGAUGCUUCUGGACUGGGAAAGACGGACCACACCAGAGGAGCCCCCUGUUAACACAGACUCCAUGGCAACACAGCAUCAUGAAAACCAGGUACCAGCAGAAGCAGAUAAGCCUCCAACAGACUCCAGCCAGGACGGAGAGUCAUCGCAGAGCCAAACCUCUGCCUCGUCCCUCUCAGCGUUCCAGCUCAUAGCCAAUGCCUUCAGGAGGACAUUUAGUGUGACCAAAACCUCCAGAAGCUCCAAGACUGCCGUCGUAAUGAGACCCAAACGUGACAGAUCCCGCAGAACCAGGCCCAGGUCUGAGGGAGCAUUUAGCCUUAGCUCCAUGUUCAGUGCAGAGAGUUACGAGCCGUCCAGAGAAGAGAGGAAGGCCGGCAAACCCGAGGCUUGGCUGGCGUCUGUGGAGGCGAACCCCUGGGGUGCGGGGCAGGACCUCCCCUCUCUGCUGCAGCAGGUCUCCCUACGAGGCCAGAGAGAGUCUGGAGGAGUGUUUCCUGAGCGCACAGGCUCAUUGUCCCGCAAGAAGGUCAACCUGUUCUCUUCCCUGAGGCUGAAGAAGAGGGAGUCUCAAAGUGGAGGGAAAGACCAGGAGGUCCAGAAAGAAAUCAAGACUAUCCUCAGCAACCUCAGAAACAAAGCCUCUAGUCAACAGCAUUUACAGGAGUCUUUAUCAAGUGACGAUGAAGACACAAACCUGACACACAAGCUGGGUCCAGAGAAACUAAAGAGGAAGCAAAAGAAGAUAGAGGCGCAGCAGGAGAAGAGAGAACAGCUGAAGAGGCUUCACAGAGCUCAGAUGAUCCAAAGACAACUAGAGGAAGUUGGAGAGAAGCAGAAAGUCCUGGAGGAGAGAGGAGUAGCUAUAGAAAAAGUCAUAAGAAGAGAAAUAGAACCAUCACAGUCGGAGGACAGUGAUGAAGCCCAGCUCUAUCAGUCUUGGUUUGAACUCGUUUUAGAGAAGAACAAAUUGGCACGCUAUGAGUCAGAACUCAUGAUUUUUGCCCAGGAGCUUGAACUAGAGGAUGCACAGAGCAGACUGCAGCAAGAUUUAAGGCACAGAAUGGCAGUGGAAGACACAAAGAAGAGUGCAUCUGAGCUCCAGGAGGAACAGGAAAUCCUAUCCGAGAUAAUGAAGAUGGUGGAGAAAAGAGACAUGUUGGUCUCGAUACUGGAGGAGCAAAGGCUGAAAGAGAGGGCUGAGGACAGGGACCUGGAGAGCCUUGUGUUGUCUAAGGGCUAUGAAUUCCACUGGGCCCAGGUGGAUGACAGCUGGGAGCAGGACAAACUGGAGUACGAGGACUAAAUGUCUAUUCUAAUGAGAAAAUGUGAUUAUAGAAACGUCAUAAAAACUGUUAUUUAGCUCGAUGACAAUACCUGGCCUUUGCUGCCAUUGCAGAAGAACAGAAAUGAACCCUGAGCUAAUUUCUAACUUGACAGAAAUAAGGAUUAGUAAACAUGCAUGUUAUGAUUGUUUGACCGCUGCCCUCAGAUUUAAUUUGCUUACACUGACCUGAAUCUGGAUGUGCAACUGGCUGUUUUAAUGUGCCUGUCUACAGCUGCUCACCUACAGAGGGGUGCUGUCGAACGGAAAACACUAGAUAGCAGAUGAAAUUACUUUUGUUUGUGUUUUGUGGAUCAUUUUAAAUGUGUGUUUGCAAAGAAAAUAUGUUAUCAUGCAAUAUGUUUGAAUAUUUAUUGUUUUUCACAAAUGCUGGAACAGUGAAAUACAAUUUUGUAUUCACUCACAGGCACUAAAACACAGAAGAUGAAUGUGCUUUUGUACCUACUGUGCUGUGAUGCUUUUGGCCAGUAAGUCGAGACAGGAGCCCACGUGGAAAAUUGCUGUUGAUAAUUUCAUGCAUGCAUGUUUGUCUAAAGCUGACUCGAACGCCACAGCCUUGUUUUAUGAGCCGUCAACCUGUGACUGGGUGUUCAUUUUAAGAUGUGACACAUCCUUUACUUUGACAGUAUAUGGAGUUAAUUCACUAAUUGUUCAAUUGUGGUGUGAAUUAGCAAACUAAACUUUAAACCAUGUGAUAUUUCUAUGUGUUUUCAUGCUGCUUAAAUGUAUUUUUAAUUUACUUUCAAUUUAAUUCUAUAAAUAAAAAUUGAUUUUGUACUGUGAAACAA